GAGAAGGAUAUCAUCAUAAAAACAGGCGAUCACUCUCUACUGUACAUGUGUGCAAACACGAAACUUCCUCUAUAGACAAAAGACGCAGAGCAUGACGACAGGUCAACGCUGCUUGCCAAUCAACACGGAGGAUAUGACCCCGUGUUGAGAGCAGGCCCAAUGACCCUGAGACCAAACCGGAUGAGUCUUUUUAUAGCUGCCUUGAUCAGAUCUCAGGCCUCGUCUGUUACAUCAUGUCAGACAAGCUUUUAUAGCCGUCUUGUAGAUGCCUCUGCUGCGAUAAACUCUGCUGACCCGCUGAGGCCUUGUCUCAGAGGUCCCAGGUGACACUUGAGGAAGCCGACAGACGUGGGCUGGAGGAACGUUGAGCUCGGCCUGUCAGACAUUAAAGGGAGCACUGGGCUCCUCGAGAAGAAUCAUCGCGUGUGAGUCAACUUCCUGUAUUGCAGGGGUUGAACUGAUGUUCUGCCUGUUUUUGGGGCCUUCAGAGACCCCAUGGGAGAUGAUGACACAAUAGUUAAUCAGCUCUCGGAUUAAGAAACACCUGCUUCUUUAGAUAUCAGCCCCAUAAAGCAGCCUCAGGGUCUUUACUUUCGCUCUGCUGUUACCCCAAAGUUCAACCAAAGAAAAUAUCCUCCGUAAAACGAAGGCGUUCAGGACUAUCCCCCGGCGGGAUUUCAACUCAUAUGAAAAGACAGCUUGACAUUUUCAGGAGAAACUGUCCAGUGAAACUUUAAAUGAGAGUGAGACAGGAAGAUGAUGUAGCUGAGGCCAUUUGUUGAACUUUUAGUGACACAGCAGCACACCUGUCCUGGUUGCUCAAAGUGUCAGAUGCUGUGAAAGAGGAUCAGCGCCUCUCAGGGGGGAGAAAGAGGGGUGAAAGCAGAUCAGCAUGACAGCUAGUUUAGUGUUAUCAGGAGGUCACCGGAAGGGUUAAAUGUGAGACAACAGCGCUGCUGCUACCAUCCUGGGGUUACAGAAGCUUUGCUCUGCAUGAGAUCACAACGCCAUUUUUAAGGAAUCUAGUUUUAUUUCAUUAAAUUUGUAAAAGUAACAAACUAAUCGAUGACUUACUGAGUGUAAAAGCUGAAGUUCUGUGAGUUUUAAGUCAGUGGAUUAUGUUUAGGCCCGAUUACCAAACAUGGCGUGUGUAGAGAACGCCAAAUACGAUCCCUCUGAGAUAGGACUUUAGUCACGUCAGUUUCGAUCAACCUGUUACUCAGCAUCAUUUACAACACGCCUCUUUUUUUUUUAACACCCUCACAUACUAUUGUAAAAAAAAUCCUGAUGCUGUUCUCAUGUGCUCCUAUUUCAACUUUCCAAUCUACACCCUCAUGAGUGCACUCCACCCAUUUGCUCUCUCGUGUCACUCCUGUCUCUCUUGUGCAUCUAAUGAAGCACGCGCGCACACACACACACACACACACACACACGCUUGCACACACACACACAAUUAAAGAGCUCAUAAAAGGUCGAGUGCAGCAGGCUGCAGCUGGAGGAGGCUCCUUUCUCUCCAGAGCAGCUGUUUCCGAUGAGUCAAGUUAUCUGAACACACUUUUUUCCCAGCAGACAGCUAACACUGACGGACUGUGCAGUCAUCAUCUGUCACUCCACACAGGGCUGUUGGGGGUGAGACGAGAGUGGAAUACUUCUGAAUGUUGGAAAGCCUGACUGUUUGUAUCUUAUCUCACAUCUGGAGAUCUGGUUCAUAUCUUGUUCUGUUUGAACAUGGAUCACAGUUUCAGUGAAAUACUUUGGUUUUCUUAUAUAAAAUGCAUAUCGGCUUUCUGUCGCUUGGUGGUUUUCAGGCUGUUAGAAAAAAAGCCCAAAUAGUUUUACUAGAAGUGAAUUUCAGUGUGACGACUGUAAACCAUAACUGACCAUUUCAAGUUUGCUGGUAACAAUGCAGUGAGUAUUUCUGACUUCAGAAGCCAUGAAGUCUGAUGUGAAAAGAUUAAAAUCCUCUCCAGUAGAAAACCUUCUCUGUGAUGUGAUCAUCGUCUCCCAUCAAUACCAACCAUGUGUGCCAUAAGCUCCUCCACAAGGCAGUCACAGAUUGUGGUGACAACAUCAUUUUGUUGACCACUGAGAUGCUGACCCCGAAGCUGCUGUACAAAUCACCAGUGGCAAAAUACCUACAACAAAUAAAACAAACAAAUGCUCAGCUAAAUAACAAAGACAUGAUUAACUGGGUUGAAGUGAAAGCGCCCUAGCCUUGAUGAUAUUCUACAUGACAAUAUGUAACAUGACAACAUAAUCAAACAAAUCUGAUGAUACAUAAGUCUGUGACUGCAGGCUGAGUCUUAUCUAUAACUGUAGAUUUAAUUAUUGUGUGAAUCUGCCACUUGAUGUUUUGCUGAACUUGAAACCCAGAAUAUUUCCCUAUGGUGGAUGAAGCAAUACAAAUGUCCUUUUGAAAUUCAGGAAAAGGCAGACAGAUGAGCAGAUUAAUGAGGUGAAUUUAUUAAUGAAAAGUAGGUGAUGUUGACGCAAAUGAUGUUACUCACGCUUGGUGUGAACGCCCCUCAAGAGGAAGCUCAGAGGUGAUCUGGCUUUUUGUGUAGUGACUCGAAAGAUGUGGAACGAGCUGCGGUUCAAUAUUAGCGAGGCCUCCUCUGUUCCUGUUUUCAAAUCUCUUUUAAAAACACAUCUUUUUACCACGGUCUUUAACACCGUAUGAGUCGUUGCACUGUUUUAAAGAGAUUUUAGUCCAUGUUUUAUCAUAUUCUUCUGUCUUCUUCUGUUUUCUUGUUAUGUUAUAUUUUUGCUUUUAUUCCUCUGUUGUACUUUUUGCAUCGGCUGCAUGAUCACAGACAACAUCUCGGUACAACUUAGGUAAUAACCUCCAUAAAAACUGUUGUUUGGGACUGCGCGCAACAUGCUUGCUCGUGUGUCCCACCACCGUAAUAACUGUUGUUCUAGUCUACAUGCAACAUUUUUGUUCUCAUUCAAGAAACACUUUAAUCUGGGGCAUUUCCAGGGACAGCUUUAGCAUCCGAUACGUGGACUGUCCCCGGAAAUCAGGACGUCUGGUCACCUUAUGUUAAAACAUUACGAAAGAAAAACUCACUUUAUGUUAGAUCAUUUCAAACUCUAUAGCUGAAAAAAAAACAGCUUCAUUGGUUUCCAGAAACGUUGAGCUUGUGCAGGUCCAUUGUAAAUAUUCUUCACAACAAGAGAAAAGCACUGAGGGACCCGUUCUUUUGCAGGUUCUCAGCUCAAUUUCCUUCCACAGCCUCUGCACACCUUUUAGAGAUGUUAAACAUCCAACGCCAUUUUUCAUACCGCUUUUCAGUCACGUCUUAAUCUGUGCUAUAAUCUUCAAAACUCAUUCAGUCCAACACACUUCAUCAGCACUUGAAGCACCUCAACAGGAAUUUAAAGGCAUUCCUUUAGGUUGAUGCAUGGGGGCAAGAGGUUGGGGGGUUAAAGUAUUUACGGUUCCAAACUGUGAAGCGCCGCUGGUGCGGGGAGAGAGAGUGCGGCGGGGUCGUGUUGCUGGUUGGCCACGCGUGGUAAAACACCAUGGUGUCCCGCUUUAUGAGCUGAACCAGGUUCCACAUGGGUCAAUGUUGUUGGUGCAGCUGAGCUGGGGGCCAGGGGCCGCCAGGGACCCAGUGUGAUGUGUCAAGGGGUUGUGUUUGUAAAAACAGACCCUUUGAUGACACUCUCUCCUUUCCAGCAGCCCCUCCCUCACUCACAAGCACCAGUCAAUCUGGAAGCCAUUUGUUUGCUUUCCACAGGGAAAGUUCAGGCCUGAUCACCUCCAGCAUCUGCUGGGUGUUUAUUUACCCACAGCACCUCAGCUAUCAGACCGAGGGAGACAGGGCAAAUACAGAGCCACAGAUCACACUGACCCACAGAGGACGAGGGCCAGCACUAUUAUCACAUAAUCUGCUAACAUACUGUGUCAGUAUACAUGCAUCUGUGACGAAGGUGCCUUUAGACAAUAAUGCAUCCUAAAAACACUGUCAGACUGAUCACUAAAUGACUCUAAUGAUGGUAAAUGUCCUCUUACUGAAAUAUCUCACAGGAUGAGAUACAAGCUUACAUCAUAUAUAGUUCACAGUGAGGAGAAAACAUAUUCAGAUUCUCUACAGUGAGUAUUUCCUGAAGUACCGGAGUAAAAGUACUCUCUGUUGGUAUUGUUUAUUGCCUACUAUAAUACUGGAUUCAUUUUAUUGAUUUAUUUACCCCCUUUUUUUCUGCAGAACAAGUGCAGACAGGCAGAGCAAGAAUCAAAGAGACAUCGGUCCCUCAUUAAUCCUCUUUCAUAGAAGAGCAGGUUGACCAUGGGUGGUGAGCUGCUUCAUGUUUUCAUUUAGAGUUGUACUCUCCUGUCUGCCAAACAACAUGAUACCUCGGUCUUACAUCGCCCAGGCAGCACAAGUCAAAAUCUGAGGUAAUCCAGGGUGUGUCUUUUAGAAAGUGAUCGGAGGGAGGAGCAGUUGAACCUUUUAGAGAUGUUUUCUUUUUGACUUAAAAAUAUAUAUAUAAGAAACCAUAGUCCAAUUUUUUUGGCUUCAUUCACCUCAUGAGCAGGUAAUGUAAAUCUAUACAUGUUACUGUGGAGGACUGAUCACAAUUUCCAAAAGUAGCUCCCAGCAGUUUGCUGUCAUAUUGAUUAUGCAUAAGUGCCAACCUAACAGCUCUUAUGUAAAAACAAAUAAACCGAGGCAGAGAUGCUGCACAUGGGACCCAUUCAGCUCUUAAAAAGUUUGAGGAAGAAGAGUUUAUUAGUUUUCUUCCAAUUGAAGGGGAGCGUUCCAAUAUGAAGCAUAUAAAGGAGGGGGCAUUUUUAUUAAGGAAACUUCCUGUUUACAAGCGGCCUGUUAUUGGUGCCAUGCAUUAAAUAACUUUUAUCUCUAACAAAUACUAAUUAAGAUGUUUUCUUUCUUUCUGUCUCUCUCUCUUUUUGUUUGCUUGUUUCUCUUUUUUAGGAUUUCUCUCAGCACCAGCAAAAUCAUUGGUUAUUCCCCUUGUUGGUAAUUAAGCGGUCAGCAGUUUGUUUUGAUGUUUAAACGUGUUUUAGUGGUUUUAUUUCACUCUGAUUGUAGGGACCAUAACAGGGCCGGUCUUGGUGUCACUUCUGUCACUGCCUUAGUCCCUCAUUUACAAAAGUUCGUUUCAAACCUGAACUUGAGUGGGAUAUAACAUGCUUAGCCGUGAAAGUGACAGCUACUAAACCUCUCCACGCUUUAGUCUUGUGAUACCAUGGUUAGUUCUAAUUAAAAUGUAUUAGUUUGUGUAAGGAUGCCUAACCCAUGUUCACGCUAUAAAAAAUGGAAGGUCCACACGAAUGAUCAUUUUGACGAACAAAGAACAACAUAUUUUAAGGAGCUUUAGGUGAAUAUUUGGAGGGUCCAUAGAAGGAAAUACCAUGACAGAACAUAUUUAGGGGACAAAGGUACAAGGUGAUGUGAUGGGUAGAUGGGUACGAGGUCCUUGUUGAGGAUGGUUGUCAAACACUGAAGUAUCUGAGGUAUUUGAGUGACACAGCUCCACCACUCUAAAGGCUGACAUGACUGGCUAAAGAAACUCAUCCUAACAGUUUUCUACUGUCACAAAAUCAACUAUUCACACUCCAACGCACUCAAAGAUGCAUGUCCUAAGUCAUUAUUGUCUUUGAUCAGAAGCUGUCUUUGAAGGAAAUGAACCUAUCCCCUCUGAGCUCAUAAAAACUCGGUUUGGUGAGGGCCAUUAAAGUGUCCACAAUGAUCCAAACUUUUAAGACCAACACAUUUGGGAGGCUGACAGCUCGUGUUUGUGUCCACCCCUCCCCUCGUUGCUACAGUAGCUGCUAUAAGAGUCCUCCCUGCCUUGAGGACCGUCACUCUGACUGGACCAGUCUGUGGACAAGAGUCUCAGCAGACGAGGGGACUUCUGCUGGCUGAAGCUUGGAGUUACAGUGACUUUAACGCGCAUGCAGCUGUUUUCUAUCAGGCUAAAAAAGGGACUGGUUUUCUCCUGUGAUGAUGGCUUUCACUAUGCUGAGGCCGGUGUCCAUGCAUCCCUUCUCCUACUCUGCGGACCUGAACGUUUCGGACGACGAGGAGGGGAACCGCAGCGAGAGCGACGGCAGCACCGACCAGGGCUACGGCUGCUGCGGGACUCCGGGGGAGGGUUACCGGCAGGGGUCCGGUGGAGUAGUGGUGAGGCAGCGGAACGCAGCAAACGCCCGGGAGAGAUACCGGACCCAGAACGUCAACACGGCCUUCACGGCGCUGCGGACACUCAUCCCCACGGAGCCGGUGGACAGAAAACUCUCUAAGAUCGAGACGCUGCGCCUCGCAUCCAGCUACAUCUCACACUUGGCCAACGUGCUUGUGGUCGGAGACGGAGGGGAGGAUGGCCCGCCGUGCGUCGCUGCAGUCUACAAGGAGGUGAAGGGACGAGGAGAAGGCAAACAGCCCCGGACUAUCUGCACUUUCUGCCUCAGCAACCAGCGGAAAGGGGUAAAAAAAAUACAAUUUAAACGCCCGAUAUCGUUUCCAGAAUUUCUACAUUCCUCCCCACUGAGCAACAGACGGUUAUCAGACGUCUAGUUUUUUUUUUCGACCUUAUUUCAACCGUCGAGACGCAAUUUAGACGUUUCACUUUAACCCAUUAUUCAAUAACUAUUUAUUUCAAAAAGCAGCUGUAAGUAGCAGAACUGAUCUCUAAGUACUUAGCCAAAAUAAUUAUGAUAGCCGUUGAGAAAUAUUGGUCUAAAAGAGGACUAAUAGACGUCUAAAUGUAGUCUAAAAUCAGGCUACCACAGGUCCAAAAAUUAAAGUUUUAAGAUGUCUAAAUUUAGACUGAGUUCAGACAGCUAACAGAGGUCUACCAGUAUUUUGCUCAACGGCUAUCAUAAUUAUUUUGCUUUUUGAAAUAAAUACUUAUCGAAUAGCGGGUUAAUAUAUACAGAAUCUAGACGGUUGAAAUUGGGUCUAAAAAAUAACUAGAUGUCUAACAGCCAUCUAUUGCUCAGUGGGCAGUUAGACCUCUGUUAGCUGGCUAGUCUAAAUUUGGUCUAAAUUUAGACUAGACCAGUCGUCUAGGCUACAUUUAGAUGUCUAUUCAGUGGGUCCCCAACCCAGCAGCAGCAUGGUGGCUGUCUGGCAUAAGUCUGGUCCUGCUCAAGGUUUCUGCCUGUUAAAAGGAAGUUUUUCCUUGCCACUGUUAAUCAUGUUAGAUAAGAUGAGCCAAAACCCAUCUUAGGUUGGUUCUAAUUAAUCAAACAAUGAGCGUGGUCUAGACCUGCUCUUCCCUCUGAGCAUUUUUUGGUCUAAAAGAGGUCUAAUAGACGUCUAAAUGUAACCUAGACAACCGGUCUAAAAUCCAAGUAAAAUCCAAAAGUUUGGACCAAGUCUAAAUCUGGGCUAUAUCUGUACUACACUGUAUUUUGCUCAACGACUAUCAUUAUUAUUUUGGUGAAGUACUUGGAGAUCAGUUAUCCAACUCACAGUUGCUUUUUGAUAUAAAUACUUAUCCACUAAUGGGUUCAAGUGCAACGUCUAAAUUCUGUCAAAAAAUAUACAGCAUCUGGACGGUUGAAAUUAGGUCUAAAAAAUAAUUAGACGUCUAAUAGCUGUCUAUUGCUCAGUGGGUUGUUCUUUGAAAAGUGUCUUGGGAUGACGACUGUUGUGAAUUGGCGCUAUAUAAAUAAAAUAUGAUUGAUUAAUUGAUGUCACACAAAACUCCAAUCCGAAAUUAUAGGCGCCAAUUUCACAUCAGGGAAAAUAUGAAACAUCAUCAUUUGUAUGUUUUGGAAGUGCUCAUCCAAGACUACUUCAGCAGGCAUAACUGGCAAAGCUGUUUCAAGUAGCCCACGGUCAACUCUGAUUGGUGUGUGCAUCAUUAAGGGUGUGAACCAUUUAGCUUUCCAUUUAUCCACUACCCUAAAAAAAAAAAAAAAACUAAAAAAUCUCAGUAACUGAUUCAUGUAUGUGUUCUGCAUUGAGGUUCUUCUGUUCACAGCAGGAUUCAGCUGCCUGGUAGCUGUGAUUUUGCUCUCAGCCUGUAACUGAAGUUUUUUUUCCUUAGCAGGAUUUUAAUCUUUAUUUCUAUUCUAUCCUCAGCAUUUUGGGCAUUUCUCGAUCAUUAACAGCCUCUUUAUGUGAGAGAAAACAGUGAAUGUAGGAUGAUUUGCUAGACUUUUUCUGCGGGUCAAGUAUUUGAGCUGAAAUGAAUCUGUUCUGCUUAAACUGAAGGUCACGCGACACAACAGGGUCAACAAACUGCACGGAUCUUAGUCUAUGCUGAAGUUCAAGUCUCUGAGUGGGGAUUUAGUUUAUUUAUAGAUGCCAUAUCAUUGAGUGCAUGCAUGGAGAUAUCCUUUAAAGGAAAACAGUGUUUUCGUCUGUGCUGGUAAACUGUGUUCCUGCACUACGUCUGUAUUUCUAGUCAAUUGUAUCAUGCAAACCUAUGUUUAAUAUGUUUCCUAUAGGUUUGUGGUAACAGUGACUUCUCUCUUUGUUCACAGGGGCAGCACAGUUCACACGACAGAAAAGCCUGUGCCAAAAUGCACGGCAGACAAAUAAGCCGGUGAUGAAACCGUGGAGUCGAGUGGGAUCGAUUUCUCAAAGAGGCCUUCACUGACCAUACCUUGAAAUCUAGAAGCAUCUCUGCUCCUCCAGACACUUUGCCAUUUGCCCGGAUGUUCUUGGGAGUCUGGCUCUUCAGUGACAUUACUCUUAAAUACACAACAGAGCUCUCUGUGUGUCCCUGGCACAUGGAAGAACACGGUCCAGCCUUCUUCAAGUUCAGGGGUAGAAAAAUAUCAACAUAUUCUUAUUUGUACUUAAUGAUAAUUAUGGACAAAAAUUCAGCAGAUCUGCUCCAAAUAAUGUGUCUUAAAGUGCUGUUGGUGAAAUGAUUUGGCCUGUUCUGCGUGAUGAGAAUGAUCCUCAAGUUUCUACUAUUGAAAACUUCUAUAAAUACAAAAUGUUUUUCUUUGUCUUCAAACCUGCAGCGGGGAGAGCACACCUCCUGUUUUGUGUGCAUACAUGAAAAGCCAAGGUAGGAGGAGCAGCAGCAAAGACCCAAAGUGUGCAGAACAGAGCAUGUGUCUGUGACUGCACAUAUGAAACUAGUCAGGUCAGUCACAGGCUGAGGAAGCAGCGUAAAGCCCAAAACAUACAGGAUCCGUAUUGAGCGCGUGCUAACAACAGGUUGUUCUUUCUUUCUGUGGUCUUCUUCCUGCUAAUUUGGAUAUAAUUCAGUGACCGAUGAGCCUCUACUAUAUUUGAAAAAGCAACAUGAUUUUACAGUUUCGGUUUUUGCAGGUUUACUCGUGUUUAAUAAAGUAAACUAUGUUCCUUUAUGCUGUGCUGUUACCUUCAGACGGAGUUAGCAGUUCAAAGUCCUGCUGGGAUUGACCAUCGGAAUGUUCUGUGUUACUGAUAAAUCCAGAACCAGGAAGUAUUUCUCAUCUACACAAGCUGAUACACAGUCGGGAAUCCACAUAUGGUGUUUUAUUUUGAAAUACCAGAUGACAUGCGCGGUUUUCGUGCUUGUGUAGAUUGACGUGUUGGAAGCGUAGAGCAGAAAAAAUAGACUUGGGGCGUUUCUUCAACAAAGCGGCGCUCGAUGCGACGGAGCUGAUAUGCGUCCUGUAUGUGAUGCUGCAUUGAUUAGAAUGGGAACCUAUUAGCUGUGUAACAUGCAGAGCUGACGAUACGCGCUCAAUGCAGACCCUGUAUGUUUUAGCCCUAAGUCUACAUGCUAAAGCGCAUUAAACUAAAGGCUAAUUUUGUUGUGCAGGGGACUCAGCUGUCAGCUGAUGGGGCUGGCAUUAGGGUCAGAUGUUGACUGCGGGCUUAGCUUGACUUUCUUGGCCUGCCUGAACUAACACUAUCUUCAAAUUGACAAGUAAACUGGUGUUAAUUUUAUAAACACACACUAUAUUCCAUUUCUACCAAGUCUGUUUUUUCUGCCAAUUGCUCCACUGAAAUGUUAAAGUUUGUAAAGACAUUUGCAGCUCUGUAACCACUCUGAGUAAGAAACUGAUGAGCAAAACUCCCUCAAAGUCUGUAUUCUUCUGUAACGCCACAAUGUUGGAGGUCUUUAUUUCAAGAAACGUCAGUUGUUGCUUCAUAGGUUUCAAACAAUGUUCAUUGUGCCGUGCACCCGCUGAGGAGAGGCCUUCCUAUUGAACUUCUGGAGCUGUUGGUGAAAAACCGGAAGAUUUUGACCACGAGCCUAAACGACUACAGUGACUGAUGUGAACAAACAACAGAACUGAAACCACCGAAGAGAAGAAACAGGAGCUGGUUUUGCUGAACUAAUUUUGAUCAUGUCAGAGAAGUUACAGGAGUAUCAUGAGAGAAGACUGAGGAGACUGAGCACCCUGUUCACAGAAAGCUGGUGUGUGUGUGUGUGUGUGUGUGUGUGUGUGUAGCAGGAAGUAUCUGAAAGACACCACGCUGUUUCCUUGUUCCUUUACAUGUUGUAAUCUACUUUGAAAAUACAUUUAUUUUUACAGACAUGUCUCUGUGACUUGAUUGUUGUUUUUUCUUUAAUGCCAUGUCAAAAGGCUUUGGGGUCACAGUGAAACAGUUCAGAGUCUGAAAGACCUUUAUAUCGGAGUGAAAAACACAUCAUAACAUAAACAUAAACACUGGCUCUUUCAAAGCCGCCAUCUUUAAAGUGACAAUUUUGCUUGUUUCUGAACUCUAACAUCAGCUGUGCUUGAUUGUAAGAUAAUGGGCUGUCGGACAUGUUCCUAACAUGAAUAUUUGUAUUUGUAUUUAUUUAUUUAGCACAGAUUAAAAACAGUGCAAGGAGGGAAUGAAGCUGAUAGGCUUAUAGAGAAAGCAUAAGGUGCAGACAACUAAGUAACUCGGACAUAGACGGGUUACACAUAUACAAUGAUGAGGGAAAGGUCAAACAGAUACAAAUUGCCAUAAAUGGAACACAAACUAAUCAUCAAACAGUGAUAAAGACAAUAUAAGUAUUCAUAAAAAGGAACGAAACACGAUCAUAACAAAUAAUGAUGUAUUUAAGACAUGAUUAGUUGAGAUUUUAAUAUUUUAAAGGAGUUAAGGGAUGAUAUUGAUUUUAGAGAUGCAUCCAGACUAUUCCAGUUUCGGACCUCUAAAAGUGAUGCUAGACUGAUGACUAGAAGUUCGACAUGAAGGUAACUGAAGAUGGCCAUUUUUGUCUUGUUGAGUACGAGUGAAGGUCGGAUGAAAAGGUAAAAAAGUUUCGGAAAGUUUCAGGAAGGGCUUGUUUGUUAUUGUUAUUUGUGGACAAACAAACAAGAGUGAAAGACAUUGAGUUUGUAAAUCGGUAAGAUGGAAUAUUUAGAAAAGAGAGGUGCUGAAGGUUCGUGUUUGCUGGAUCGUGAUAUUCAUUAGAAUCUUUUCUGGAUUAUUAAUAUUUUCUUGAGGUAAGUUGAUGCGUUGCACAUCAUACAAUAUUACAAUAGUUCAUGUAUGGAAAUAGAAAGCUGUAAUACAAAGACAAAUGAGCAGAGGGAUUGAUCAGGGGACAGACCUUAUUAAUCAUACCGAGGCUCUUCAUUGACCUUUUGCAAACUUGGCUGAUAUGAAUGUUCCACUUUAGACCCUCAUCAACGACAACAACACCCAAAAACGUGGUGUGGGGUACUUGAGAGAUUUCAGUACCAUUAAUUGAUAUUUUGGCUUCAUCUUUUGGAUAAGAUUUGUUUUUGUUGCCAAAGAUCAUGACGUUACAUUUUUUUAUAUUAAGAGUUAGCUUAUUAGUCAGGAACCAGUUAGCAACAGAAGACAAUUCAUCAUUCACACGAGCAAUGAGAGUCUCAAAUAUGUCACUUACAUCGAUCACAUUUACCCUUCCUCUCCUGAUUCUGCACUGUUGUCUUGGUGGCUGCGUAUGUAUUGGGGACAUAAGCAACAGUAAAGCUAAAGGCAACUCCUUAGACCUACAACCAGUCAGAUUAAUGCAACAUGUGCCACAGCAGCAAAGGGGUUAACUGACCGCAGCAUGUCAGAGUCAGAGUUAGAAGCUACAUUAAUUUACUGAAGAAAAAACUGUUAUUUCAGUCAUGCAGAUAGUUUUCUAAUGAAUUUUUCCAUUGUUGCUUCUCUGUCAGCUUCCUCAGCCCAAAACUGCUCCAAAGAAGAAAAUUAUGUUGAGUUUUCAGAGAUUUGGGAUAAAGCAGAAUCUCAGUUAUCUCAAAACCUGGACACAGAAAAUGAUGACUGCCGACUUCAGGGCAUGUGUGACAAUAAAGUGUGUUUAACCGUUAGAUUCCAGACACUUGUGGCUGCAGAAAGGAGAGGAAAUGUACCUCCUGUUUGAACCACGACACAAAGAGUCCCUGUGGGUUUAGGUCAGCUGAAGCCCAAACAAUAAACUCUUAACACUUGCUGCGAUCUUCUGCAAACAGAGGACAAAUAUACGGGGAAUUCCUGUAAAACUUUACCUUCUACGUCUGAAUAUUGGCAAGGAAUCUCAACAGAGGAAGCAAUCAAUCUCUUCCUCUGCAGGCUCCUUCUGAAACCUCUGUGUCCCAGCAGUGUGAGCACAGAGAGCCCUGUGAGGGUGGUAUAGGUGCACAGUGCCAGCUAGGAAGACAUGAAUCAGAGUCCACUCUGGGAAAAGGUAAAAGCAAAACAGGAAAGACACAAAUUAGGGUUGUUGGAUCUAUUGUGCUGAGUGAUGAUUACUCAUGGGGAACAUCAGGGAGUGGAGCACAUUACUGGAUCUGAGCCAACAAGAUCAACCGUAGAGACGGAGGGAGAGACUAGAUUUAAAGUUCGGUCACAGAGCUGAAAAAACCCCUUCUAGCUCAGGAUCUAAUCAGCGUUUUCCUGAAUGCAACUGAAACUGGAGGACUUUGUUUCCAGCCCUCUCCAUAAGUCACUCAGUAUUGAAAGGUUUUGGAUGUCUGGAGCAGCGGUCCUGGAAAAUACUGGAAUCUGAGGACUGAUCUUUGGCACGGCUCAGCUCUGACAGUAAAUCUCCAGGGUAAGGAUCCACAUGUGGUGCUGAUCAGUCACAGCUAAUAUCACCUAGCACCCUGUGUCCAGACAAACACAGCUGCUGAUGAAUUAAUAUUGUAGAUCACACUGAGAUCUGUGUGAGUCAGUGUAUAGGAGAUGUAAAGAAACCCGGAUUUCCCUGAAAUGGGUGAACCAUCCAGAAGGAUGAACCUCAUUCUGGUUUUUAGAACGUUCAGGGCCAGGAUUGAACAAACACAAAGUAACCAAAGUCAUUCAUGUUCCUGUACACAUGAGCAAUACGCUGGUUGCU
Messenger RNA from Xyrichtys novacula (pearly razorfish), 13221 nucleotides. The record is from the annotation of a GenBank genome assembly. NCBI's taxonomy places the organism in Eukaryota, Metazoa, Chordata, Actinopteri, Labriformes, Labridae.